Eublepharis macularius is the source of this 1768-nucleotide messenger RNA. It is a transcript of the gene SMIM5, whose product is annotated as small integral membrane protein 5. Bases 103 to 414 code for a protein of 103 amino acids. The transcript has 3 exons. The record is from RefSeq and is a predicted model, not a curated record. NCBI's taxonomy places the organism in Eukaryota, Metazoa, Chordata, Lepidosauria, Squamata, Eublepharidae.
ACAACUCGGGCAGACACAGCAGCUGGCUGUCAGCAUCAGGGAUAAGAACAGUUGAGCAAGGAAAGAGAAUACAGAAAGGGUCAAAAUGGGAGGAGAGCUGACAUGAAACGAAGACAACAGAAGGGAAAACACAAAGGACAAACAUCUAAUCGUGCUGCAACACUGGGCAGGAUGUCUCACAAGGACUUUCAGAAUGAACUCUACACUAUUGGUGAAAAGUUACUGAUCAAGUUCCAGAAACUACCAAAGGCAGAUACAUUGGAGAUUGCAUUCUUUUUUGUCAUUGUCUUGUUCAUCGCUACAAUAAUUGUCAUGAUGAUCAUAGCCUGUAGCUAUUGCUGCUUCAACUGCGGUAAUGGGAGCCCGGACCCAAAGGGCAGGAAGACCCGUGUUGGGCCAGUAGCCCAUGAGUGAGAGUGCAUUUCAAAAGGAACGUGGAAAUUCUGAGGAAUGACUAGGAAGACUGCUAUCCGCCACCACAGGAAAAAACUUGCACAGCAGUUGACUGACAAGAUGGUAAAAAGGUGGACGGCAAACACCAAGAGGGAUCCUACGUCGACUAGAAUUUGGUGUCACAGCCACUGCAUGACAAUAUAAUGACGUCAUGGAGUCCGCAGUAUUGGUCUCUCUGCCUUUGGCGGACAUUUUACUAUCGAAAAACUAAGCUUGCCAUAGCUUGCCUGGAUAUGGAUCCCGACAUAUAACCAAAAAGAGCAAAAGCAAAAGCCAUGAACCAUCUUAAGGAAGCUUCCACAGCUGGUACAAAACAUAAGAGGAUGUAGGGAGAUCCUGGGUAGCAGGACGUCCCAGUCUGAGCUCCAAGCGACAUGCAAGUACUUAGCACUUGACAGAACAACUACACCAUUUCCUUUUUCCUGGCCAACCGUCUAUAGCCAUAAGAUGUCUGACUAAGUAAUCCGUUCAGAAGAUGAUGCCGCUUUGCCGGAAACAUAUGAGUUCAGAGACGUGGAAGCCGGGUGGCAACAAAGCCCCCAGCAACGUGACAACUGCCAAAGAAAACAAUCUAUAAUGCAGAGCGACUGUCUGCGUAGGGAAGAGGGUCUCCACAACAGUGGGGGGUUUCAUUUGUCUACUUUGCAGUGAUUGUUAAUAAGUAAAAAGAAAAUGUUUUAUUUCAUCUUCCAUUCACAGCAUCUGCUGUAUCUUCUGUUAUAAGCAUUCAGUAUAAUGAAAGGGGAUCGACAGAUAGCCCAUUCUUGUGUGGUUAAAAUCUGCAGCUAUACUGUCUCUGAAAAAAAAGUAUUUUCCUAUUAAUAGUUUAUAUUUGAGGCAGCAAAAUACCCCAGGUUUAAAGCUGCUGCAUUUGGAGGGCUCAAAAGAAGAAAAGAAAAAAAGCAAGGGGCAGGACAAACCCUCUUUCACAAUCUCUGUCGGAAGCUACUCAGCACAAGGGACCCUAAAAAGGAAGGGCUUAGCUCUUUGGCCCAUUCACUUGUGUGGGUAUUUCACAAGCAGAAAGAGAUGCGAGAGGCAACAACGAGGGCAGUGUUAAUUGAGAAAAUGUGCAGAACAGCUGUUCGGUGGAAUUAUGGCAAACGGUAAAGCAAAAGCAUAGCCAAAGAACGAAUAGUAAAGUUUAUAACUGUAAGUAAAUUUCUUCCAGAAAGACGGCCCUUGUGUAUGUUGCAUUUCUCUUUUAGUGAGCUUCAAAGAAGCAACAACUGAGCUUGAUAUUUGUAAUGACAAACAAAAAAGGCAGGAAGAGGAACUGUUGCAACAAAAAGUCUAUUAAAUGAUAUUCCUUUCA